AGUGACGCAUGCAUGUGUGGAAAAAGAAAAGUCCUGAGAAAAAUAUUGCCUUUAAUAACAGUUCAAAUAUUGCAGCUGGUUUGAAAACAGUGCAAAACUACAAAGUUUGAAUCUUUCAACUGAAACAUUAAUUACGUAAGAACUACUCAACAGAUUAAUCCUUGUUCCAUGGAGAGUGAAAGCAAUUUUGCAGAAGUGACAGGAAACAAACCUAUGGAUUCAGCAGAGAAGAGACUUAAUGAGCUUGGUUACAAGCAAGAACUAAGAAGAGAAAUGACUAUGUUCAAAACUCUGGCUAUAUCAUUUUCAACAAUGACCCUUUUCACUGGAAUCACACCUCUAUAUGGUUCUAGCCUUCAAUAUGCAGGCCCUGCAAGUCUUGUUUGGGGAUGGUUAGUGGUUUGUUUCUUCACUUGGUUCGUUGGGAUUGCAAUGGCUGAGAUAUGUUCAUCCUUCCCGACAACUGGUUCUCUAUACUUUUGGGCUGCACAUUUAGCUGGUCCAAAAUGGGGACCAUUUUCUUCAUGGUGUUGUGCUUGGCUUGAGACCAUAGGUCUUAUUGCUGGGAUAGGGACUCAGGCAUAUGCAGGAUCACAAACAUUACAAAGUAUAAUCCUACUCUCAACAGGAACAAAUAAAGGUGGAGGGUACUUUGCCCCAAAAUGGCUAUUCUUAUGUAUGUACAUUGGCCUCACUGUUAUAUGGGCAGCACUGAACACAUUUGCAUUAGAAGUCAUCGCCUUCAUCGAUAUAAUUUCAAUAUGGUGGCAGGUUAUUGGUGGGACAGUGAUAGUGAUAAUGUUACCUCUGGUGGCACUAACUACACAACCUGCUUCAUAUGUAUUCACACACUUGGAAUUAGCACCUGAUUCAACAGGAAUAUCAAGCAAACCAUAUGCAGUCAUUUUAUCAUUUCUUGUGAGCCAGUAUUCCCUCUAUGGAUAUGAUGCUGCUGCACAUCUAACUGAAGAAACUAAAGGUGCAGACAAGAAUGGACCCAUAGCAAUACUAGGUAGUCUUGGGAUCAUUUCAGUUUUUGGAUGGGCUUACAUCUUGGCACUUACAUUCAGCAUUCAGGACUUCGCUUACCUUUAUGAUCCAAAUAAUGAGACUGCUGGAGCAUUUGUGCCAGCACAAAUCCUCUAUGAUGCAUUCCAUGGAAGAUAUCACAAUUCUGCUGGAGCAAUUGUUCUACUUUUUGUCAUUUGGGGUUCAUUCUUCUUUGGUGGACUUUCAAUCACUACAAGUGCUGCCAGAGUGGUUUAUGCAUUGUCAAGAGACAAGGGAGUUCCAUUUUCAUUCUUAUGGAGGAAACUACAUCCAAAGUACAAGGUUCCUACAAAUGCUGUAUGGCUAUGUGCAGGAAUAUGCAUUCUUCUUGGUCUACCAAUCUUGAAGGUCAAUGUAGUAUUCACAGCAAUAACUUCAAUAUGCACAAUUGGAUGGGUUGGUGGCUAUGCAGUUCCAAUCUUUGCAAGAAUGGUUAUGCCUGAGAAGAAUUUUAAGCCUGGACCUUUCUAUUUGGGAAAGGCAAGAAGACCAAUAUGUUUGGUAGCAUUUCUAUGGAUUUGUUACACAUGUUCUGUAUUCCUUUUGCCAACUCUUUACCCAAUUACUUGGGAUACUUUCAAUUAUGCACCUGUUGCUUUAGGGUUAGGUUUGGGUAUAAUAAUGCUUUGGUGGGUAUUAGAUGCAAGAAAAUGGUUUAAGGGGCCAGUUAGAAAUAUUGAUGCUCAAAAUGGGAAGGUAUAAAUUAUUUUUGAUAACUUUGAAAGGAUAGUUGGUGGAAUAUUCUUUAUGUAAUACUUGUUCCUUUUGAAUUAUACAUUCUAUGGUCAACAAAAUUAGAUUAGAUUAAAUGAUUUAUUUGUAACCUUCUUUCAUAGUGCAUUUGGUUUCGAUGUCCUUUGGGGAUGUUAGUAUUUUUAUUUA
Cicer arietinum (chickpea) is the source of this 1932-nucleotide messenger RNA. RefSeq names its product amino-acid permease BAT1 homolog. Gene Ontology annotation, molecular function: transmembrane transporter activity. NCBI's taxonomy places the organism in Eukaryota, Viridiplantae, Streptophyta, Magnoliopsida, Fabales, Fabaceae. The record is from RefSeq and is a predicted model, not a curated record. Gene Ontology annotation, biological process: amino acid transport; transmembrane transport. Gene Ontology annotation, cellular component: membrane.